This is a messenger RNA of Melozone crissalis (California towhee), 3710 nucleotides long. RefSeq names its product poly(rC)-binding protein 3-like. Gene Ontology annotation, molecular function: mRNA binding. Gene Ontology annotation, biological process: negative regulation of mRNA splicing, via spliceosome. Bases 692 to 1801 code for a protein of 369 amino acids. Gene Ontology annotation, cellular component: nucleus; cytoplasm. NCBI's taxonomy places the organism in Eukaryota, Metazoa, Chordata, Aves, Passeriformes, Passerellidae. The record is from RefSeq and is a predicted model, not a curated record. The transcript is spliced from 16 exons.
GCCGCCUCCGCCCGCCCCCAGCGAAGAGAAACAAAACACAACCCCGGCACCGCCACGCUCUCCCUGCUUCUCCUCUCGGCUUUUGGUGGUUGUUUUUUGGGGUGUUUUUUUAAAUUUUUUUUUUCUUUUAAUUUUUUUUUUCUUGGGGAUUCUCCUCUCUCCUGCCAGACUGACUUACACGUUCUUGAUAAUUUCUCUUCCCCUCAUUUUUUUUUACUCUUCUCCCUGCUUCCAAACCCUGUGUCUGUGUGUUUCAAUACUAUCACAACCUCUGCUAAAAAUAGAUCUUUUUAUACCCUUCCUCCUCUCUGACCCCAUCCAACACCCCUUGUUAAGGUAACUAUCUUACACCCGGAGCAAGAAAAGUAAAUUCCCUUGGCUGUCCCAUAUCUCUAAGGAACCUGAUGCAUGAGUGGACUAGAGAAGAGACAGAGAGAAAAACUCCCAAGACCUACAGAUCAUCUGGCUGGCAGGGUCAAGUUUUCUCUGGAUUGAGGUGGAACUGUGGCUUAUGGACAUCUGAUGUGAUAAAGCAUACUCAACACUUUUAGAUAUCUUGGGACUGCAAAAGCUGACGAUCGACAGCAGGUUUUUAAAUAUCACUGCUCUUCUGACAAGUUGAUUAAGUGAAUAGAAGAAAAAAAUAAAAAAAAACGAAGCUACUUUCAAGUAUUGAAGAUACAAGGCCAGGAUGAACACGAAGGACGGAAAAGUGUCCGAAGGAGGUCUCAAUGUCACUCUUACCAUACGCCUUCUCAUGCAUGGCAAGGAGGUUGGAAGCAUUAUCGGAAAGAAAGGUGAGACAGUGAAGAAGAUGAGGGAGGAGAGUGGUGCUCGAAUCAAUAUUUCAGAAGGCACUUGUCCAGAGAGAAUUGUGACAAUAACAGGCCCAACAGAUGCAAUUUUUAAAGCUUUUUCUAUGAUUGCACUAAAAUUUGAAGAGGACAUCAACGCUUCGAUGACAAACAGCUCGGUGACAAGCAAACCGCCCGUAACACUGCGGCUCGUCGUCCCCGCAAGUCAGUGUGGAUCCCUCAUAGGAAAAGGAGGUUCCAAAAUCAAGGAAAUCAGGGAGUCCACAGGAGCCCAGGUGCAGGUGGCAGGGGACAUGCUGCCCAACUCGACGGAGCGCGCCGUGACCAUAUCCGGCACUCCCGACGCCAUCAUCCAGUGCGUCAAGCAGAUCUGCGUGGUGAUGCUGGAGUCCCCACCCAAAGGUGCCACCAUCCCCUACCGUCCCAAACCUGCCUCUGCACCUAUCAUUUUUGCAGGUGGCCAGGUAAGAGCAGACACCAUUUUGGCUUCAGCUGGAAACCACACCGUCCUGGCCCAGCCUCAGCCAGCGCCUGCGUUCACGAUUCAGGGGCAGUAUGCCAUCCCUCAUCCAGACGUGAGUCCAGCACAUUUGACCAAGCUUCACCAGUUGGCUAUGCAGCAUCCCCCCUUUACUCCCCUUGGGCAGACCACCCCUGGUUUCCCUGGACUGGAUGCCACUACUCCAACCAGUUCCCAUGAACUUACAAUUCCCAAUGAUUUAAUAGGCUGCAUUAUUGGCAGACAAGGCAGUAAGAUAAAUGAAAUCAGGCAGAUGUCAGGAGCGCAGAUCAAGAUUGCUAAUGCCACAGAAGGCUCCGCAGAACGACAAGUUACAAUCACAGGAUCCCCUGCAAACAUCAGCUUAGCACAGUACCUCAUUAAUGCAAGGGAUUCCCCACACAUCGAGACGAGAAUAGACCCCUUCAUUUUUAGUUGCACAAACACCAUAUGGCAUGCAUCUGGAUCUCGGAAGAUAACAAUUUAGGAUCUUGAAGACAGCUAAAGCAUGCAAAUAAAAUAAUGUACUUAUUAAUGGAGUUGCAGUGAGCUGCUCACCAGAGACAGAAACUCUAGUGAACAAAACUGUUUGACUCAUUUUAGAAAAAUCUGUGAACUCUCACACUUCUGUUGAUCACUGUUUAAUGGUUCUUGUGGUGGAAUGGGAUCUAUAUGAGGUCUUUAACAUACUUUCGUAAAGAAGAAAACUCCUCAGCAGUCACAUACCACGGAUCUCUAUCUAUACCCGGUGAAACCAGAAACAAAGUAUUCUGCUCCUGUUAAAUUUCUAGAUAGAAGUCAUAUGUUACCAUCAUCUACAAUAAACCAUCAUAUAUUACUAUGUACCAUGUGUUGGAACUGUAUUUAGAUGAAGUGACUUCAUUUGUAAAUGAAGACUCCUAAAGUAAUGUGUACUAAAUUAAGCUGUAAGGUAACAUAGGCAAUUAAGGUGGCUUUUUCAUUUUAAAAAGUGACACUGUUCCAGACCUGUCCUUUCACAUGAGACAUUGCUGUCCAGCCGGGUGCCACCACAGCAGCAGUGUGAGUUCAGUCGCACUGGAGGAGGGCUGAGCAGCUGAGAGGCAGGCGGGAGCUUUGCUCUAGUGAGGUUUAGGGGCUGGGGCAGGACAGAGGUGCAGAGCCAGGCUGCUGCUGCUGCUGCUGCUGCCUCUGUGUGCUGGGAGCCACCUCCUAAACCUGCCACAGGUGAUCCUGUCUCUUUUAAAGACAGUGGCAUAAAACAGCUUUGGGAAGAGAUGAAUACAGCACCCAGACUGCCCAAAGCGUGGUCUGCUAUGUGAAAAUAAUAAUUACAAGAAAUAACAGCUAUAUAAGCAUUCAGCAUAAGGUAGAUCUUUUCUCCCCUGCAAGAUCUAUUGUUUGUGGGAAUUAGUUUCCAGGGCCAGUAUUUCUGCAUAAACCCAUGUCUUUCAGCAACAUAAGAUGUAAAAAACCAAAAUUAUCUAUCCACAGUAUUCCUGAAACAUAUUGUGUGUAUCUAUCUAUGGAGCUAUCCUCCAACCAAAGUUGCUGUCUAUAGAAUAAUUUAUCAGCUUGCUUUAAGACUUUUAUUGCAAUCUGGUGUUGGAUAUGUACAUAGUAUAUUCUAAAUUAUAGAUAUAUAAAUAUAUUGAAAUCUUAUCAAGACAGAGAUUUAAAUCUUAUAAAGUAUUGGUUUGAUUCUGUAUUGCUUACCCGAGCGCUGGCCUCUGUAUGAAUAGAGCGUGUCUUAGCUUGUUUGCAGUUGAAAUGUCUUUUUUUCUGUAAAGCCUUCUGUCUCUUUAACUGGUCUCCACUGUAGUAACAAGAUUUUCAUUACCCAAUUCCAUCUUCUUGCUUUUAUUAAGAUUGAACUGCAGUUUAGUUUUUCUGUGUACUAUCUGGCUUUGGAUUAUAAAUGAAUUUAGCCAGCAGCACUUGCUCCUUGUUGAAGGGCAGUUUCCUGAAGGUAUUUUUUUUAAGAGAAGUUCAUUCACAGACCCAACAGGACUGCCAAAGCCACACCUGCUCUCUUCUCUUCACCAGUUUCAGGUAAUGCAGGAUGUGGCCUUCAGUGUAUAUAUUUAGAAGGUGCAGGCCUGCAGAGGGACAGUGUAAAAUUGUCACUGUGAAAUUCUCCAUGAAGGCCGCCUCACCCCCCUCAUCCCCUUUCAUAUGCAACGUUGUUGCAUCCACAGUUGGUUUGGGAAAUUGCCGCUGGUAUGGGAGAGAUGAUAGCUAACCUGAUGAACUCCCACCUUGUGAGUUGUCACAAGUAAUAGAUGGGAAAGAGGGCAAAUUACUGCUACAGUAAUACCUAUGAGAUUAAGCCAGAGACAGGGAGUUGGAAUGGCUGCUACCAACACCAGCUUUUUGGCCUGUGGGAUCUGUUCUCCCUGCUAGUGCAGGAAAAAGCU